UAUUGUUUCGUCAAAUGAUCUUCGCGCUUUGCUGUUGCGCACUGUAGAAGGCCGAAGCUUACUGGGGAAGAAUCUCACGGAGUCGUCAAGGCAGCAGUUAUGCCAAGUAAUAUCAAAGGAGAUUCUUCGAGAUGAUGCUCAAAGGCCUGUCACGUGCUUUGUUUACCAAUAUUGGGCAAAGCAAAUUGUAGAAAACUUUCCGAGAGAGUCGGCUGAAACAUACUUUCACACUGCAGUCAUAAACUGUCAGAAAAAAUCCUUGGGGAAGUUGUUUCAUUGUGUAGGCAACCUGAAGAAGAGAUACAGAGCUCAGGGAAUUAUAAUCCCUAGAGAGAAGUCUGCAAGCGGAAGUGAAAAAUCUUACAAAUCGCAACAGCUGAGGCCGAUACCUGCGGCACUUAAUACAAAUUCGCCAAAGGAAAACCUAGAAGAAGACCUUCAGUGGUUGAGAACAUCAACGGAACAGCCGUAGUGUUAACUAAGUGGCGGUUAACCGCGAAAGAAAGAUUGCGCCGCGUUCUCGCAAACGACGGGCCUAGUAUUGCAGAUUAUAUGGAAGAAUUUCCUUGUAUGAAAAAAAGUUACGCCCCAAGGCUUAUUGCAGCAGACUUUGAGGUAGCUUUUCCCAACCUUCAGAACAAGCUUUAUGAAAAGUUUCCAACAAUCACAGCAAAGCUGUACGAACUUGGAAAACGGAAGAAGAGUAAAGACAAACUACUGCCUUCACUUUUCGAAUUGAUUAACGAAUCAGAAGACGCAUCUAAUCUGGGUGCAUUUCUCCUCAUCCCCUAUCUUCUAAAUGUUCACACAGUAAGAUCGUCGCAUAAGAAAUGGCGGCUUUCACAUGUAGAGGUGCGUGAUAAUUUUAUCGGCAUAGUCUCCGACGACCUUCACGUGGAGGAAGAACUGAAAACUAGACAAAGUAUAAAAGAAAGUAAGAAACUAACAUUACAACCUUACAUUUUGGCUGUUGGGCCUACAUUAAAAAAUAUAAAUAGAUACAUCGUUGUAAUAAACGAUAUUACAUACUCUUUUGACACUGUUUUGCAAGCAGUUGAUACCUAAUUGUUUUAAAGCGAUUUGGGUGAUGAAUGCUGCAUAUGCCCCCGAAUCUAAAUUUGUGUGGACUUUUAUUCAAAAAUUUUGUUACGAACUAAACUCUCCUCACGAUGAAGUCUCUAACUGUAUUUUAAGUCUCCUCACAGACGUAGAACAAGAGUAAAUACUGCCUGUUUGUUUUCUUUGUAACUCGGACGUAAUCUUAAAGAAUCUGCGCGAUAAUUUCAAUUUGCGACAUAGUGACCAUGCACAGAACGAAAAAAGUUAUUUUUUAUUAAUAAAUA
Photinus pyralis (common eastern firefly) is the source of this 1343-nucleotide messenger RNA. RefSeq lists its product as uncharacterized. The coding region runs from base 553 to 1065 and encodes 170 amino acids. The record is from RefSeq and is a predicted model, not a curated record. The transcript has 3 exons. Lineage: Eukaryota; Metazoa; Arthropoda; Insecta; Coleoptera; Lampyridae.